Messenger RNA from Phymastichus coffea, 3508 nucleotides. RefSeq names its product sensory neuron membrane protein 1-like. The record is from RefSeq and is a predicted model, not a curated record. Lineage: Eukaryota; Metazoa; Arthropoda; Insecta; Hymenoptera; Eulophidae. Gene Ontology annotation, molecular function: scavenger receptor activity. The transcript is spliced from 15 exons. Gene Ontology annotation, cellular component: cytoplasm; membrane. The coding region runs from base 188 to 3208 and encodes 1006 amino acids.
ACGUCUUAUGUAUAAAUCUAAUACUCGAUGGUCGCUAUAGAAUGCAAUUAAAUCAAGUUCAUAAAAUCGGCUAUGCCGGUCUUGGUAUUUUCUUUGUUAGCAUACUAAUCAUAUCCACUAUUUUUCCGGCAAUAGUACGUUAUUCUGUGAAGCGAGUACGUACAAUGAUUACACAAUCGAGCGAUUAAUGUUUUUAUACAAAUUAAAACACGAUUGUAUGUGUCAGCAAGUUGCAUUGAAAAAGGGCUGGCGGAUGAGAGAUUUAUGGACUAAGCUUCCGUUUCCUCUCCAUUUCAAUUUUUAUUUUUUUAAUGUGACAAACCCUGAUGAAAUCGAUAAAGGAGAGAAGCCAAUUUUACGGGAAGUCGGACCCUUCAGCUAUGAUGAAUGGCACGAAAAAACGAAUCUAAUAGAUUACGAAACUGACGAUUCUGUAUCUUAUACAUUGAAAAAUACCUACUUACUAAAUCUUGCAAGAAGCAACGGAUUGACCGGAGAUGAAGAAAUCGUGGUUGUCAACUACUUUAUGUUGAUCGUUAUAAACACAUUGCUUAUACAAAAGCCUUCCGCUAUACCUUUCAUAAAUAAAGCUAUGAACAGCAUUUUUCGAAAACCAAAUAGCAUGUUUAUUAAAGCCAAGGUUAGAGACAUAUUAUUCGAUGGGAUGAUGAUUGAUUGCAAUGUCAGUGACACCCCAGGCUCAGCGCUUUGUAAAGAAAUAAACGAGAAGUAUGAAGAAUUCCGUUUGAAGAAAAUCGGAGAAAAUCUAUUUUCACUGUCGUUGUGGGGAUCGGCGAAUAGCACCGACUCUAAGGCAAGAAUUCGCGUGCGUCGAGGCUUAAAAAGUAUCAUGGACCUUGGCAGAGUUAUCGAGUACAAUGAUAAGCCAAAUAUGUCGGUUUGGAAUGAUAAUUAUUGCGACUCUUUCAAUGGGACUGACGGUACUAUUUUUCAUCCGUAUUUCGACAAAAAAGGCAAGGACGACCUAGUGGUGUUCAACGCAGACAUUUGCCGUAGUAUUAGUUGUCGUUACGAUUCAAUAAAAGUCAAGCAUUCCGGUGUAACAUUACUACGCUAUACCGGUGACUUGAAUGUGGACGGGAAUGAUCCUCGGGAGAAAUGCUACUGCUUCGGGCAAGAAGCGUGCUCAAAGAAAGCCCCAUUGAAUUUGUACAAGUGCCUUGGAGUGCCACUGUUUGUAACGAAUCCUCAUUUUUAUCACCUGGAUCCGUAUUACUCGAGCAUGGUCGACGGUCUCACUCCAAAUAAAGAAAGGCAUUUGAUAACGGUUGACUUGGAUACAUUCGCUGGUGCUCCGUACCAGGCUUACGUCAGAGCACAACUCAAUUUAUUUAUUCAGAAAGUCGAUAAAAUCAAGCUGAUGGCUAAUUUUCCUGAAGCCCUGUUGCCGCUUAUGUGGUUUGAGCGAGUUUUCAUUUUGCCAGACUAUUAUAUUGGAAAAAUCAAAUUUGGCUAUAGAAUGCUCUUUUUAGGGCGAGUGUUCCAAUAUAUUUUAAUGUUCAUUGGCCUUGGAUUGUGCAUUUAUGCGAGCUACAAACAUUACCAAUUGGUGAAAGUGGCAGAUUUUAGUAAUCAUAAUAACAAACGCAUUUUAAUUCACCGAGUAGCAGGCGCAGUAGGCUUAAUUUUGUUCGUCUUUGGCAUUUUAUGUCAGUUUAUCAUACUUCCCAUAAAUUUAAAGACGCGAAUAAAAAAGGAAGUUGCAUUAAAAGAAGGUUGGCCUAUGAGAAAAAUAUGGACUAAAUUUCCGUUUUCUUAUGAAACACAUUUUUAUGUAUUCAAUACCACCAAUUAUAAAGAAAUAGAAAAAGGAGCAAAGCCAACUGUUAAAGAGUUAGGACCUUACGUUUAUGAUGUUUGGCAGGAAAAAGUGAAUCAAAAGGAUUACGAAGAAGAUGAUAGCCUCUCUUAUUCACUCAGAAGAAUACAUCAAUUUAAUCGAAUAAAAAGUCAUGGGCUUUCUGAUGAAAACGAUGAAGUUAUUCUUCCAGAAUAUCUUAGAAUCAGUGCGGGAAGUGGAUUCAAUCGGUACAAUCCCGCCUUUGUAUUUGCAGGAUCUAAAGCGAUUGAUAUAAUCUAUAACAAUCCAGACAGUAUAUUUGUAAAAAGACCAGUCAAGACCUUUUUGUUCGACGGAUUAGCGAUGCCCUGUAAAGAUAUUACAAAUUACUUCGGUAAAGUUGUAUGUAAUCAGUUUUAUGAAUUUCACCUAAAGUAUAGCCUAAGAGAUGAGGAUCAUACCUAUUAUACGUCAAUUUGGGGUCACUUUAAUGGUACAUUUGAGAGAGAAAGAAAGCUCCGUAUUAAUCGUGGAUCAAAAAAUCUUAAAAAAAUCGGCGAAGUCAUCGAGUAUGAAGAAGAACAAGACUUUGCUACUUGGAAUAACGAUAGUUAUUGCAAUGUAUUUCACGGGACUGAUGGUACCGUUGUCCGACCAUUUUUAAAUAGAAAAGGCAAGGAUGAUAUAAACAUCGUGAAUACAGUUAUUUGCCGUAGUCUCGUUUAUUAUUACGAUUCUACUGUUCAAUAUGAUGGGCUUUCGCUACUCCGGUAUACAACAAAUUUUGGGACCGAUGUUGACAAUCAUCCUGAAGAAGUAUGUUUCUGUACACAACCUGAAAGCUGUAUAGAGAAACCAGGAUUGUUAGAUUUAAUUCGGUGCACUUAUGUACCUUGGGUUGGUUCGCAUCCUCAUUUUUACUUAGCCGAUCAGAGUUACGUUGAUGCUGUGGACGGCGUUAAUCCGGAUAAGGAAAAGCAUAUGAUGUUUAUUGAUGUGGAUCCUUUAACUGGAAUAAUAGUACGUUCUCAUAUGCGAAUUCAAUUCAAUAUGGAAUUAUUAAGUCUUAAAAAAUUUAAAUUGAUGAAAAAUUUUCCUACUGCAAUGUUACCUAUGGUGUGGGUUGACGAAAUCAUCAUUUUACCACAUUUCCUUAUAAAAAAAAUAAAAGAUCGAUACAACUCGCUUAUGUUAUCACAAAUAAUUAUGUAUGUAAUUAUCUUGAGCGGCUUUGUAAUAUGUGGAGUUGCUGGCAAUUAUGAAUACAAAUUUAGACGUGCCAACAAGCAGAAUCCAGUAAACGUAGUUCCACCGCCUCAAAGCCAAGAACGCAGCAGUAACACCCAAAAGCCAAUGUUUGCAAAGGCCCCUACGCAAUCAGCAGCAGUACCACCUGAUAUCAAUUAAAUUACAUAAUUGUCCACUACAGUAGCGUUGUUGAAUAGGGUGAAUUUCAUAUAUUAUUUAUCAAUGAUUGAUUAUAGCAAAAUGCUCAUUCUAUUUAGUUUAAUUUCAAUGAUGAUAGGAACUUUUCACCACAAUUUUAAAGUUACUAUUUCUCAAUUAUUCUAUAUUCAGAUUAACAAUAAAUUAAUAAAUACGUUACAAUGUAUUACCAAAUAACUAUAGAUAUUUUUUACUACUCAAAUUUAGAAGUAAAUGCGUAUAUUUUUUGAAUUCUAAUUAGCCAACAAUUGUUUGAAAGAA